GAUCCCCCAGGUGAGUUACGCCUCCACGGCCCCGGAGCUGAGCGACAACACGCGUUACGACUUCUUCUCGCGCGUGGUGCCCCCGGACACAUACCAGGCCCAGGCCAUGGUGGACAUCGUCAAGGCCAUGCGCUGGAACUACGUCUCCACCGUGGCGUCAGAGGGCAACUACGGAGAGAGCGGCGUGGAUGCCUUCAUACAGAAGUCUCGAGAGGACGGAGGUGUGUGCAUCUCUCAGUCGGUCAAGAUUCCCAGGGAGCCGAAACCGGGAGAGUUUGAUAAGGUCAUCCGCAGACUAAGAGAAAACCCAAAUGCAAGGGUGGUCAUCAUUUUUGCCAAUGAGGAUGAUAUCAGGCGUCUACUCCAAGCAGCCAAGAAGGCCAACCAGACUGGCCAUUUCAUUUGGGUGGGCUCAGACAGCUGGGGCUCAAAGAUCUCUCCAGUGUUACACCAGGAGGAUAUGGCAGAGGGAGCAGUCACCAUCCUGCCCAAACGCCAGUCCAUCAGAGGGUUUGAUCGUUUCUUCAUCAGCCGCACACUGGAGAACAACAGGAGGAAUAUCUGGUUUGCUGAGUUCUGGGAGAACAACUUUGCCUGCAAGCUGAGCCGACACGCUUUGAAGAAAGGGUCCGGGUUGAAGAAAUGUACAAAUCAGGAGCGGAUAGGGAAGGACUCCAGCUACGAGCAAGAGGGGAAGGUGCAGUUUGUGAUCGAUGCAGUCUAUUCCAUGGCCCACGCGUUGCACAACAUGCACAGGGAGCUCUGUCCAGGGAAGGUGGGCCUUUGCUCCAGGAUGGACCCCAUCAAUGGCACUCUGCUGCUCAAACACAUCCGCCUGCUCAACUUUGCAGGCAUAGCUGGCAACCCAGUGCUCUUCAAUGAGAACGGCGACGCCCCUGGUCGCUAUGAGAUUUACCAGUACCAGAUCAGAAACAGAACAGCCGAGUACAAAAUCAUCGGCCACUGGACCGAACAGCUCUAUCUGAACAUCCGAGCAAUGCACUGGCCAGGUGGAGGUCGUCAGAUCCCCUACUCCAUCUGCAGUCACCCCUGCCAGGCCGGAGAGCGCAAGAAGGUAGUGAAGGGCAUCCCUUGCUGCUGGCACUGCGAGCGCUGCACUGGCUACCAGUAUCAAGCAGACACCUACAGCUGCAAGAUGUGCCGCUUUGACCUGCGUCCCAACGAGAACCAUACGGCCUGCCGUCCCAUCCCCAUCGUCAAGCUGGAGUGGAGCUCCCCCUGGGCCGUCAUCCCUGUCCUCAUCGCUGUGCUGGGCAUCAUGGCCACUCUGUUCGUGGUGGUCACCUUCAUCCGCUACAAUGACACGCCCAUCGUCAAGGCGACGGGCCGCGAGCUCAGCUACGUUCUGCUGACUGGUAUCUUCAUGUGCUACGCCACCACCUUCCUCAUGAUUUCUGCCCCUGAUGUUGGAAUCUGCUCCCUCAGACGGAUCUUCCUGGGUCUGGGGAUGAGUAUCAGCUACGCAGCCCUGCUCACCAAGACUAACCGCAUCUACCGCAUCUUUGAGCAGGGAUCCAUGUCGGUGAGUGCCCCCAGGUUCAUCUCCCCAGCCUCCCAGCUGGUCAUCACCUUCAGUCUGACUUUGGUGCAGCUACUGGGGGUGUGUAUCUGGUUCGGUGUGGACCCGUCUCAGGCCAUCAUCGACUACGAGGACCAGCGCACGGCAAAUCCGGACAUGGCCCGUGGCGUGCUCAAAUGUGACAUCUCCGACCUUUCUCUGAUCUGCCUGCUGGGCUACAGCAUGCUGCUCAUGGUCACCUGCACGGUGUACGCCAUCAAGACCCGGGGGGUGCCGGAGACCUUCAAUGAGGCCAAGCCCAUCGGCUUCACCAUGUACACCACCUGUAUAGUCUGGCUGGCCUUCAUCCCAAUCUUCUUUGGCACCUCCCAGUCCACAGAGAAGAUGUACAUCCAGACAACCACGCUGACCAUCUCUGUGAGUCUGAGUGCCUCUGUCUCUCUGGGAAUGCUCUACCUGCCCAAGGUCUAUGUGAUCCUCAGGCACCCAGAGCAGAACGUGCCCAAACGCACGCGCAGCCUCAAGGCCGUGGUCACCGCCACCACCAUGUCCAACAAGUUCAACCCCAAGGCCAGCCUACGUCCCAACGGAGAGGCCAAGACCGAGCUGUGCGAGAGCCUGGAAACACAAGCUUUUGCCACAAAGCAGACAUACAUCAGCUACAGCAACCACGUCAUCUAGGAGAGGAAGGCCGUCGUCGUUGUUCAGGAUGGUCACCUCGUGGCGGGUGAAAAUGUUCUUAUGCAGUGGAAUGAAAUGUGAAAGAAAGAGAGGAAGAAAAUGGACAUGGGACACAUUGUGAGGAUCACUAAAGGAUUUCCCAGGGAAUAGUCAUGGUAAAGGAAAGAGAUGAGAUCACACAGAGAUGCAGGGAGGGACCCUCAGGGGACCCAACAGAACAGAUACAGUAUAAUGGUGAUGUUCCAUCUUGUGUCGGCCAUGACAGACAAGACUAACACUUCCGCCCUGGCAGAGACCGGAGAGGACAUGAUGCGAGAUGAGGAUUCUCCUCCCUUCUCGUUGUUUACAUUGCAGCUUUAUCCUCUCUCUCUCUCUCUCUCUCUCUCGCUCUCGCUCUCGCUCUCGCUCUCGCUCUCGCUCUCGCUCUCGCUCUCUCUCGCUCUCUCUCGCUCUCUCAAUGACUUCUUAUCUUGAGCCGACCGGACUGACAUGCAAUCCAAUUGAAAGAAUCUGUUCAGCUGUGUGCGAUGCAAGGUUGUAGUCUGCCAGUAUUGUCAUCAGUAAGGGACAUUCCUUUACAUCAGUAAAGGAAGUUGCAGAGCCACCAGGAUAAGAGUGAUCAAGGAUUUUAAGUUCUGUAAUUAUUAUUAUUAUUAUUUUUUUUUUAAGGUAUUCCAGUUUAAAAAGAAAAGACUGGAUGAAAAAAAUAAUUCCAACAAUGCAGGAUAAUUGUACACCAUCAUAUUUUUGUUGUUUUUACCUUUCCUGUCUUCAUUGAGUUGCCCAAAAAAAUUAUAAUGAUGUUACUGAUUUUGAGCAUGCCAGUUUGAACAUCCUGUGUUGUGUUGUAGAAAAAUAUUUGGAAUGCGUUCAAGCUCUGUUGCAGUGUCGUUCCCAUUGUUUAGCCUGAGCCUAUUGUACGUAAAUUCCAAACUGGUGAAGGUC
Messenger RNA from Coregonus clupeaformis (lake whitefish), 3166 nucleotides. Its product is annotated as metabotropic glutamate receptor 4-like. Gene Ontology annotation, biological process: G protein-coupled glutamate receptor signaling pathway; regulation of synaptic transmission, glutamatergic. Gene Ontology annotation, cellular component: membrane. The record is from RefSeq and is a predicted model, not a curated record. The transcript is spliced from 9 exons. Gene Ontology annotation, molecular function: adenylate cyclase inhibiting G protein-coupled glutamate receptor activity. Bases 107 to 2221 code for a protein of 704 amino acids. NCBI's taxonomy places the organism in Eukaryota, Metazoa, Chordata, Actinopteri, Salmoniformes, Salmonidae.